Gavia stellata (red-throated loon) is the source of this 1050-nucleotide messenger RNA. It is a transcript of the gene CAPG, whose product is annotated as capping actin protein, gelsolin like. Gene Ontology annotation, molecular function: phosphatidylinositol-4,5-bisphosphate binding; actin filament binding. The transcript is spliced from 9 exons. Gene Ontology annotation, biological process: barbed-end actin filament capping; actin filament severing; actin polymerization or depolymerization. Lineage: Eukaryota; Metazoa; Chordata; Aves; Gaviiformes; Gaviidae. Gene Ontology annotation, cellular component: actin cytoskeleton; cytoplasm. Bases 1 to 1050 code for a protein of 349 amino acids. The record is from RefSeq and is a predicted model, not a curated record.
AUGUACACCGCGCUCCCCAAAAGCGGUUCCCCCUUCGGCCCCUCCGCCACCCACCCGGGGCUGCACAUCUGGCGGGUGGAGAAGCUGCGGCCGGUGGAGGUCCCCAAGGCGACGUGGGGCGUCUUCUUCUCGGGGGACGCCUACCUGGUGCUGCACAACGGGCCGGAUGAGCGAGCCCACCUCCACCUCUGGAUGGGCCGGGAUUCCUCGCGGGACGAGCAGGGUGCCUGCGCCCUCCUCUCCACCCAGCUGAACGCGCUCCUGGGUGAGCGCCCCGUGACGCACCGCGAGGUGCAGGGCAACGAGUCCGACGUCUUCAUGGAGUACUUCCCCCGCGGCGUCACCUACCAGGAGGGCGGCGUGGACUCGGCGUUCAAGCCCACCCACCCCGGCGCCGGCGCCGGCCCCGUACGCAAACUCUACCAGGUGAAGGGCAAGAAGAACAUCCGGGCGAGCGAGCGGGAUCCGAGCUGGGCCAGCUUCAACACCGGCGACUGCUUCAUCCUCGACCUGGGCGAGACCCUCUUUGUCUGGUGCGGGGCCAGGUGCAACGUGCUGGAGCGCAGCAGGGCGCAGGAGCUGGCCGCGGCCAUCCGGGACGGCGAGCGGGGCGGCAAGGCUCGCCUGGAGAUCGUGGCGGACGGCGAGGAACCACCUGAGAUGCUCCAGGUGCUGGGCCCCAAGCCCACCUUGCAGGAGGGUACCCCCGAGGAGGACGUCAUGGCCGAUCAGAGAAAUGCGGGGGCAGCCGUCCUCUACAAGGUGUCGGAUGUAACAGGGCGCAUGGACCUGAGCCAGGUGGCCGCGAGCAGCCCCUUCAGCCAGAGCCUGCUCUGCUCCGACGACUGCUUCGUGCUGGACAACGGCGCCGGCGGGAAGGUCUACGUCUGGAAAGGGCGCAAGGCCAACGAGCAGGAGCGCCAGGCGGCCCUGAAAGUGGCCGAGGAGGUCAUCGCCCGCAUGGGCCACUCGCCCCGGACACAGGUGGAAAUCCUGCCCCAGGGCCGCGAGACGCCCCUCUUCAAGCAGUUCUUCAGCAGCUGGAAGUGA